Molecule: messenger RNA, 582 nt
Organism: Parnassius mnemosyne (clouded apollo)
Lineage: Eukaryota; Metazoa; Arthropoda; Insecta; Lepidoptera; Papilionidae
Source: the annotation of a GenBank genome assembly
AUGGAUGUGGAAACAGCAACAAGGGCAGUGUUUAUGCUUCAGGAGGGAGAAUCUCAGAGAUCAGUGGCAAGACGUCUUGGUGUGUCGCGACGAGCUAUUUGUAACGCGUGGGAACGCUUCCUAGCGACAGAUAGUGUCGCGAGGAGAUCUGGAUCAGGAAGAGCGCGAGCUACAACCGUCCAGGAAGACCAGUAUAUCAGAUUGUCUGCACGUCGAGAGCGUACGAUUCCCGCCCGUGUCUUACAAAAUCGACUGCGGCAAUCUUCUGGCAUACGAAUUAGUGAUCAAACCAUUCGAAAUCGGCUCCAUGAAGACGGACAACGUUCCAGAUCUCGUGUUAUUCGUCUAAAAUUGACAAGACCGCAUCAUGCAGCACGUUUCAGGUUUGCUCGCGAGCAUGCGGAGUGGACAAUGGACAACUGGAGAAAUGUACUCUUUACGGACGAAAGUAAAGUGAAGUUUUUCAGCGAUUGUCGUCGAGUGCGCAUGUGGCGAAGAGAAGGAGAACGUUUUUCAGAACCUUGCAUACAUGAAACGGAUCGUUGUAAAACUGAGCUGGUAAUUCUGAAGAAGGCUCAAUAA